CUGCCAGGUAUAAAAGGUGGCCAACAUCGAAAUCUUCUUCACACAAUUCCUUCAACUGUCUUCAGAAGAGAAGCUAAACAACCUAAACCAGCUAAAAAUGAAAUUGAUCGUCGCUGUCGCUUUCUUGGCCGUGGCCCUCGCCGCUCCUCAAGGAGAUAAAAAGCCCAUCGAAAUUGUGUCGUCCAACAGCCAAGUGAACGCAGACGGCAGCUAUUCAUUCGAUUUCGAGUCUGCCGAUGGGACCAAAGUGUCUGAGAGUGGCAACCAGAAACAAGUUGGUGCCAAACCGGAGGAGAUCGGGACCGUGUCCAAGGGCUCCUACUCGUUCACGACUCCACACGGCGUCGUCCUCACCGUCAAUUGGGUGGCCGAUGAAAACGGAUUCCAGGCCACCGGCGACCACCUCCCCACUCCUCCACCCAUGCCUGAGCACGUUGUCAAGAUGCUCGCAGAUCUGAAGGCGGCCGGAGUCCUGUAAAAAAUUUAAAAAAAAAUGUCUUUCAACCGGAAACGAAUUCGAACAAAAUCUACCAGAUGUACAUAACGCGCCGAUUCCCCGCCCACAAUCAGUUGUACUAGAGUCAGAGAGACGAGGAAUAAAAAGUUGUGUUUCUUUUCA
Messenger RNA from Daphnia pulex (common water flea), 619 nucleotides. RefSeq names its product larval cuticle protein LCP-22-like. Lineage: Eukaryota; Metazoa; Arthropoda; Branchiopoda; Diplostraca; Daphniidae. The record is from RefSeq and is a predicted model, not a curated record. Gene Ontology annotation, cellular component: chitin-based extracellular matrix. Bases 98 to 478 code for a protein of 126 amino acids. Gene Ontology annotation, molecular function: structural constituent of chitin-based larval cuticle. The transcript has 3 exons.